AUGCAGCAAUUGGUUGUUCCUGUGGUCGUCGGCACUCUUGCCUCGUUCGGGGCCGCCUCUGGGAGCUUGCCUCGGGGCGUAAGCCCAGAUUUCGCCAAGUUUUACGAAUCAAAGGACAGCUUUGCGUGCAUCACCCAGCCUUCCAUCAAACUCGAUGUCAAGCAAGUCAACGACAACUCGUGCGACUGCCCCGACGGCUCCGACGAACCUGGCACCUCUGCCUGCGCCCACCUAGAUCCGCUCUCUCCGCCGCAGCCCCUUCCCGGCUCUCCGACCGGCUCGACUAACACCACCAAUGCGCUUCCCGGCUUCUGGUGCGUUAACAAGGGCCAUAUUGGCGGAUACGUACCCUUCGCUUACGUGAACGAUGGAGCCUGCGAUUACGAACUCUGCUGCGACGGUAGCGAGGAGUACUCUGGCGUAGGAGGCGUCAAGUGCCCGAACAAGUGCGCCGAGAUUGGCAAGGAGUACCGCCGCAUUGAGGAAGAGAGGCGUAAGUCCCUGGAACAGGCUGGUGCUGCCCGCGCCGAGCUCAUUCGCCAGGCGAAGCAGGCAAAGAGGAACGCGGAAACUACGAUUGUCAACCUUAAGGGGGAGAUUGCCCAUCUGGAGCUCAAGAGGAUCGAGCUGCAAAAGAAGUACGACGAAACUGAGCGCGUGGAACGUCGCAAGGUCGUCAAGGCUGGUGCUGGUGGCGGCAAGCUCGCCGAGCUUCUCGAGCAGUCCAAGAUGCGAGUUGAGGAGCUUCGCGACACCCUCGAGCUGGUGGUUGAGCAGCGUAAUGAGCUGCGGACCAAGGUCGCCGAUCUUGAGGGUAUCCUGAAGCGCUUCAAGGAGGAGUAUAAUCCCAAUUUCAACGAUGAAGGUGUCAAGCAGGCUGUUAAGUCCUGGGAGGAUUAUGCCGCCAGGAUUGCCAAUGAACAUAGCGAGAUCAUUAGCGAUGCCGAAGUUAGGGAUGUGCUCAUCGAAGAUGGAGAGAUGAACGGUAUUAACUGGAAGGACUUUGAGCCUUCGGAUGAUGAUGUUGCUGAUACGGAUAUCAUCUACAAGCUUGAGGCCUAUGCGCCUAGGUUCAUCCUCGACUUGUUCUACAAGCAGAUGGCAGCCUUGCGCCAGUGGCUCGUAUCUAACGGCAUAUUGGCCGACUCGGGCACCACGACCACGGAAUCCCCCGCAGUCAAAGCCGCGCGCGAUGCUCUCAGCGCCGUCGAUCGUGAAAUUACUUCCAAGACCUCGGCUCUCAAGAAUGAAGAGGACGAUCUCGAAAAGGACUACGGUCCCGACGACGUCUUCAGGGCCCUCAAGGGCAAGUGUGUCAGCACCGACGCCGGCGAGUACACGUAUGAGCUCUGCUGGUUCCAAAAGACGAUGCAGAAGAGCAAGAAGGGCCAUGGAAACACAAACAUGGGCGACUUUGCCCGAAUCGGCCGCGAAAUGUCCGACGAGGAGGAACGCCUCGACGGUAAGGGCUUGGGCACUGGCGAGCGCAUGGUCCUGAGGUACGAGAACGGGCAGAGCUGCUGGAACGGCCCUAGGAGGCGGACGGACGUGUGGCUCGCUUGUGCUGAGAAGGAGGAGCUGUGGCGCGUGUCCGAGUCGGAGAAGUGCGUGUAUAAGAUGGAGGUCGGCACGCCAGCUGCUUGCGAACCUCAGGGUCCGGCUGCUGCUCCCUCCGCUAAGAAGGGGAAGGAUGAGCUGUAG
Molecule: messenger RNA, 1701 nt
Organism: Scedosporium apiospermum
Lineage: Eukaryota; Fungi; Ascomycota; Sordariomycetes; Microascales; Microascaceae
Exons: 3
Coding region: 1-1701 (566 amino acids)
Biological process (GO): N-glycan processing
Cellular component (GO): glucosidase II complex
Source: RefSeq, a predicted model, not a curated record